AGACCGAGAAUUUUUCUUUGGGUGUCGAAUGUGCACCAGUCGGAAUUGGAGGCACUGUUGCGUGCAAUGCAGUGUCGCGUUAGAAAGAGACGUCGUGAGCGUCGCGACGUCAUAAGACAGAGCAAGUGCAUAAGAUUUCUCAACGACAGGAAAAAGGACGGCUUUAGGGGUCAUUAUGUACAAGUGUCACCGAGGGACAGAUUCCGUAGUACAAUAAUUGUGUUUCUCCCGCCCCAGAACGGAAUGAAUUAAACAUAUCGAACGUAGGAAACCACUGACGUAUAGAACGAGUGUAUAAGGUCACAAAUCGUCGGCGAUGCUCCACCAUCCCGACGUUCUUUUAUUAAUUUUAACCAAAUAUUGCCAGAGCAGCUGUUUUUUACUGGCCGCACAUUUAAGAACUCGCUUUCUUCUUCUCUAUCUUUCUCCAAGCAUCGAUUAAUCGAUUAAUCUCUUUAGGUAAGAUGAAAUGGAGUGUGGAGUCCAGAGCGCAAUGAUCAGCGUGCCACCUGGUGGCGAUUCCGUUCCUCAAAGUCUAGCGACGUCGGUUUUUCCCCCGCCAGAUUCCGACCAAGCACAGUUUGAAGCCGACAAAAGGGCCGUUUAUAAACAUCCUUUAUUCCCACUUUUGGCGUUGUUAUUCGAAAGAUGCGAAUUGGCAACACAAUCUUCGGAUCCUCAGUCCAGCGAUGCCUUCAAUUUGGACAUUCAAGCAUUUGUACAACAUCAAGAACGCGACCGCAAACCCUUUUUAGCAAACGAACCCGAAAUUGACGGAUUGAUGAUUAAAGCCAUACAAGUAUUACGGAUACAUUUAUUGGAGUUGGAAAAGGUCCAAGAGUUGUGUAAGGAUUUCUGUAAUCGGUACAUCACCUGUUUAAAAGGAAAAAUGCAGUCGGAGAAUCUUUUACGCUCGGAUUACCCUCAAGACGUUUUAGGAGCUGCAGGAUUAAUGAAUAACCUUGAAAAUAACAAUAAUAACAGCAUGAUGUCGCACGGAAAUUCGGAAAGUGGAUCGGCCUCCAACAGUCCGGUGCAAUACUCCAUCAGUCCGCCCCAACCGGUAAGAAAUUUAAAUCACGCGCCAAAAGUGGGGUUAGGGUUUUUCAUCGCACGUGUUGGUCACACUGACUGCAAGUUCUAGUCACAUGUGCAAUGUUGCCAGAAGGUGAUCUUUAUACUAGUUUAAUGAUUUGGUGAAAACUUUUGAAAAAAAUCAAAUCUGUGAUGAUUUUUUAGAAACGUGACUGUGCCAGCAGAAAAUUAAUGUAUUUUUAAAUAAUUUAUAUAAAUCGGGU
Molecule: messenger RNA, 1298 nt
Organism: Tribolium madens (black flour beetle)
Lineage: Eukaryota; Metazoa; Arthropoda; Insecta; Coleoptera; Tenebrionidae
Product: homeobox protein PKNOX2-like
Exons: 4
Coding region: 470-1144 (224 amino acids)
Source: RefSeq, a predicted model, not a curated record